Rangifer tarandus platyrhynchus (Svalbard reindeer) is the source of this 333-nucleotide messenger RNA. Lineage: Eukaryota; Metazoa; Chordata; Mammalia; Artiodactyla; Cervidae. The record is from the annotation of a GenBank genome assembly.
AUGGAUCCUGGGGGAAGAGUUACAAAUACAGGAGUGAUUACUUGGUGGAGCCUAGCUCCUUACCUGGACCUCGGCCACACUGGCACCUUCGACGAGAGGAGCCCUGGGGGUGGCAGGGAGGGCCCUGCUGAAGGCUGCGGCCCCCAUGGGCCCCAGCUCCCCCUCUGCUGCUGGCCUGUGCUGCUUCUCAGCGGGCUGGGGGAGACGGCCGUCCUUCUGAACUGGAGGGAGCUGUCCCCGCGCUGGGGCCUCUGCCUGGUGGCUUGGUGGGGAGUUGCUUAUGGGAAUGGUCUGUCCGAACACCUUGUUUCAAAGGGAGUGGGUGAGAGCUAG